AGUAUGUUAUUAUUAUUUUUUUUUUAUCAAAUUCACAGACCGUUAACAGGCCGAAGAAUUAUUGACAUUUUGCAUUUUAUCAAUCAAAUCCAAAAGGUACACAGUGGUGGGUUUGAUUGUUCAUUUAUUGACAUGGAGUAUCAGAAAGAAACAUUUAUAGGAUUUCAGUCAAUUUUAACAUUUAAAUGUAAAGUGUGUAACAUCGAAAGUAAACUUUAUACUGAAAAUCCUAAAACAGUACAAGUCCCAAUCAAUAAAGCGACUGUUCAUGGCUGUCAAGCAAUCGGUAUUGGUCAUACACAGCUGUCGGAAUUGUUUUCAUUUCUUGAAAUCCCAUCGUUAUCGAUUAAUGGUUAUACGAAAAUACAAGAAAACGUAGCUGAUAUUGUGCAUGCCACAGCAUGGGAUGAAAUAAAAAAAGGUGGUGAGGAAGAAAAAAAAAUGGCGUUGGAGUGUGGUGAUAUAGACGUAGAUGGCACACCAGUUAUCACAGUUGUUGCAGAUGGGCAGUGGUCUAAACGCAGCUAUCGGACAAAAUACGAUGCCUUAUCUGGAGCAGUAAGUAUUAGGGUAUUAGUAUUAGUUUGCAUAUUUUUUAUUAAUCAUUCAAAACAUAACUUGUUGUUACAUAAAUUUGUUUUAAAGAAAUACAGUUAUACUGCAUAUUUAAUUAAGGCCCUCCGCACACUACGCGAUUGA
Myzus persicae (green peach aphid) is the source of this 699-nucleotide messenger RNA. RefSeq lists its product as uncharacterized. The transcript has a single exon. Lineage: Eukaryota; Metazoa; Arthropoda; Insecta; Hemiptera; Aphididae. The coding region runs from base 4 to 699 and encodes 231 amino acids. The record is from RefSeq and is a predicted model, not a curated record.